AUGGCGAACGACGAUUCGUGUACUUGUCUGACAGAUUCUCCAAGAAAUAAUCAAAUAAUCCCUCCGAGUCCCUGCACUAUUUGCAAUUGCGAUUGGGAAUCGAAAAUUGGACGAAGAAUUGCUGUCAGUCUUAUAUUAUUAGAGAUCAAACGAUUUUUCCUAUUGGCACUGGAAAUGGUAAUUGAAUUUCCGGUUCUUCAAUUUUCCGGUGCAAUAAAAUCUGUCAUCUUCAGUUUUGUCGAUGUUGCCCUUGGAGUUCCUUGUGCCCUCGCCGCAAUUUCCUCCAUUCGCAAACGACAGGAACAACCACGUUAUUCGAAAGUGAAAAUUCUCUUGAGGUGUGUAGUAUUAAUAAUAGUUUUAUGUACUAUACUGAACAUAGUGACCUUAGCCUCGAUUGCCUAUCAUGUAAGCGUUAAACAAAGCACAAUAAAAGGCAUCUUCAAUUUUUCAAUGCACAAUUAUCUCACCGACAAUUACUACAAGUAUAAUUUGGAUGAAAUUCAAUUUGAAUUGCAAUGCUGUGGACACACAACUUACACGGACUGGUACUUCGAUUGGAAGAAAUCAGAACGUGUUGCGCGUAAGAAGAAGAAUCUACGGGCAAUAAAUCCAGAUGAAGAGUUUAGGAAUUAUGGAGUGCCUUUCAGCUGCUGUGAUAUUCAUUCUUUGCUGCCUUGCGUCCAUAUUCAGAUGACAGAAGCAGAUGUGAAAACAAUUAACUCUCAUGGUUGUUCCAAAAUCUUGAGUUACAUUCUCAUCAGAAUUGUUGUUUUUGGUUACGUCAUGACAGCACUGGUUAUCAUCGUCUACGUCAUCUUGCUUUAUUUUAUAAUCAAAAUUACACGGAAACCUCUUCCUCAGGAUUGCCCUUCAGAUUGCUCCUGCCUCUCCUCCGAGGACGAUUCUCCGAGAUGUCCAUUAAUUCAUCAAACUUCUCCUUGUGGUUGUAGUUCCAGUUCAUCGUCACUUUCAGUAGGAAAAGAAAUGCCCUAUUUGUCAUCUGGCAAAAGAAAUUCAAAAACUCGACUCCAAACAAUGAAAAAAUCAUCAUUUUACUGGCGUAACGAUUCAUUUGCAAAUCGAAGAAGAAAAACGUCAUGUUCAAGUUACAGUGAUGAAUCGUCAAUAACGGAAUAUUCGAAAAAUCGCGAAAUUGCCCAAAUUAAACCCAGUCUUCAUGAGCAGCACGAGAUUUCUCAAAAAUCAUCAAAAUCGUCAAUAAUUUUGUCGAAAGUUAACUCGAGAUAAAAAAAAAAUGUUGAUAAAUGGAGAAACUAAGAAUCAAAACAAUUCUUCUUCUUGAGGAAGGUUCUUCUUCUUUCUAUAUAUAAUCUCUAACAAUAGAUAAUAUAGGGUGAUGAAAAAAAGAUGACAAAAAUGAUCUAUUCAGAUAAAAAAAUAUUAAAAAUAAUGUCUACUAAAAAUAUCUUUUUUUUUACUCUCAAACUGAAUUUACGAAACAGAAUUCUUUUCUCAUUUUUUAUUGUUGAGUGUUAAGCAGUCGCGUAUAUCAGGUUGCAUACAAACAUGUGGAUUUUUCUUUUCGAGAAAAAAUACCUUCCUUUCAAGAAGGUUUUUUUAUUUCGAUUUUUACUCGAAAAUACUUAUUCUUUUUUCUAAAAAUAAAAUUCGUCCGAAAAGGUAGAAACUAUAUUUUUGGCGAAAGAUUUUUUUUUCUUUGAAUAUUUUUAGAAUUUUCUAUAUUUUCUCCAAACGACCUACUUUUCAAACACGGCGCUGCCAAAAAAACAGGUGGUAAGACGAAAUUGUAUUCACGUAAUUUGAUGAAAUUCCGUUGAGAUAGAAAUGACGUUUUCAAAUCGACGUCUAUUGACGUCACGUUGCCUUUGACGUUUCUAGAAUUUCAUUUUCACAAAAAUUAUCUAAGAAUUUUUUCCGAAAAGAUUUUAUUUUCCAAAAGGAAAUUUUCCAAAAAAAAUUCCAAAUUUUU
Leptopilina heterotoma is the source of this 1954-nucleotide messenger RNA. RefSeq lists its product as uncharacterized. NCBI's taxonomy places the organism in Eukaryota, Metazoa, Arthropoda, Insecta, Hymenoptera, Figitidae. The record is from RefSeq and is a predicted model, not a curated record. Gene Ontology annotation, cellular component: membrane. The transcript has 5 exons. The coding region runs from base 1 to 1251 and encodes 416 amino acids.